AUGGAAGAAAAGGGGUCCCCCUUUGCGGAGACACCCCGCUACGGUGCGCGCAGUCUGGUUAAGCUUACUAAGCCUCUUGCACCACGCCCAUGCCACCGUUCAAGUUUUCUACGUACCAAUCCGCAACAAUGGCGAACUCUCCGAACGCAAUCGCGAUCACGAUCACAAGAACUCGAUGGUCUCAAUGUCAAUCGUAUGCGCGAAGAUGCAGCUGCAUAUAAUGCGAAACGGCAGUUUUUCCUCCUUUGUGGUGCAAUUUCUGGUACCAUUAUAACCGGAUACUUCUCAUAUCUGCUUUACAAGGAGCUUUACACACCCAAGAAGCUUGAUAGCGGGCUGCCUGAUAAAUUAAACCCCUUCAACACUGAAGCCGGCUCGAAGCGCAAAACGGUUAUUCAUAGUGGAGACGGCACGGAACUCGUUCCGACCGGGAAUAGCACUAUUCCUACAUUUCCUCGAGUCUUUGACCUUGCGAUUGGGGCUGAAGAAGGGCGGGAGAAGGUUAAUGGCGUGGAAUACACCUUGGUCGGGUUGGGCGUAAGAACGGUGAGUUUCUUGGGUAUCCAAGUAUACAUGGUAGGAUACUAUAUUGCGACGCAAGAUAUCGCAGCGAUACAGUCACGUCUAAUCAAGGAGAUAAAUCCCAUUGCAACGGCGUUAGUACCUAGCGAGAAGGACGAGUUGCGCAAAAUCCUGCUGGAUCCGGAACGGGGGGAAAAGCUGUGGAACGAAAUUCUUCAGGAGGUGAAGCCGCGCUCCCUAUUCAGAGUCGUUCCUACAAGGGAUACGGACUUCCAUCACCUGAGAGACGGGUUUGUGCGCGCAAUAACGGCGAGAUCGCAAAGCGACAGCCGUGAGUACGGCGACGAGGCAUUCGGAGAAGCGAUGAAGCAGUUCCGAAGUUUGUUCAACCGAGGAAAAGUGCCAAAGAAACGGGAAAUGCUCCUAGUACGAGAUGCUGCCGGGCAGCUAACUAUCACAUUUGAUGACGGCAAGACCGGUAUAAGCGCGCUCGGAAGCGUUGCCGAUGAACGGGUGUCUCGAUUGCUGUGGCUCAACUACCUAGCCGGCAGCAAGGUUGCGUCCGAACCGGCAAGAAAAAACAUCGUUGAAGGUAUCAUGGAGUUUGUGGAGAGACCAGUGGGUACGGUUGCCACACAGGUAGUAUGA
Annulohypoxylon truncatum is the source of this 1170-nucleotide messenger RNA. Its product is annotated as chalcone isomerase. Lineage: Eukaryota; Fungi; Ascomycota; Sordariomycetes; Xylariales; Hypoxylaceae. The coding region runs from base 1 to 1170 and encodes 389 amino acids. The record is from RefSeq and is a predicted model, not a curated record. The transcript is spliced from 2 exons. Gene Ontology annotation, molecular function: intramolecular lyase activity.